Molecule: messenger RNA, 360 nt
Organism: Lactuca virosa
Lineage: Eukaryota; Viridiplantae; Streptophyta; Magnoliopsida; Asterales; Asteraceae
Source: the annotation of a GenBank genome assembly
AUGGCGUCUUCUACAUAUGUUAUGGUGGUCUUGUUUGCUUUGAUUGCUGGAUCUGCGUUGGCUCAGUCACCCAUCGGAUCUCCAACGGUAUCACCGACGGCAUCUCCAACCGCGUCGCCUCCGUCGCCAGUUACAGCUCCUCCUACGAGCUCUCCGACUUCAUCACCGACUGAAUCGCCUUUAGCAUCUCCACCAGCUCCUCCUACUCCUCUAUCUCCCAGCGGCUCUCCGUCGUUGUCUCCUUCUGGCUCACCUGUUCCGACCGCUUCCCCUACUUCACCGCCGAACUCUGCUAGCUUGAACAGACUCGCCGCCGGAUCUGUUGCCGUGGUUGCCUUAGCUGCUGCUUUGGUUAUGUAG